Colletotrichum gloeosporioides is the source of this 1434-nucleotide messenger RNA. RefSeq lists its product as uncharacterized. Gene Ontology annotation, molecular function: DNA-binding transcription factor activity, RNA polymerase II-specific; zinc ion binding. NCBI's taxonomy places the organism in Eukaryota, Fungi, Ascomycota, Sordariomycetes, Glomerellales, Glomerellaceae. The coding region runs from base 1 to 1434 and encodes 477 amino acids. Gene Ontology annotation, biological process: regulation of DNA-templated transcription. The transcript is spliced from 3 exons. The record is from RefSeq and is a predicted model, not a curated record.
AUGCGGCCAAUAACGCGUUCGAGAAACGGCUGCGCAACUUGCAAGAGGCGAAAACGGAAGUGCGAUGAAGCCCGCCCCGAGUGCGGUCCCUGCAUGCGACGUGGUCUUGAGUGUGAAGGGUACACAAAACCCCUCCGGUGGGUGAACGAUACCAUCAGUAUCCAUUCCGCGGAUGAACCAGAGAUCUCGCGGCCUACGGAUCGGGGCUUGGAUACUAGCAAUGUCAACAUCCCUGCUUCGUCAUCCUACCGCGUUCUCAGCGACCAGCCACAGAGUCGUAGGUUAGACGACGACCAUCCGCUUCCGCCGCGUCCAGAUGAGGAUGGCCUCGACGGGCUGGACAACUUAUUCGAAACUUUUUUGAAAUCUGGCCUUGGCAAGCUCUACAACGCGGAGACUCAGUCUUGGAUCAGGCCUAUCUUCGAGGACAUGGCAUCACAAAGCAAGGCCCUCAGAAUAAUAGGCAUCGCUAUCCAGAGCUAUGUCGAUGAUGGGUGCGAUGAUCUGUCUGUAUCUUCCAUGGAACGUCUUGACCUUGCCCUCCGAACAUUCCGCGCUGAGCUUGCUAGCCAACAUGACGACAUCAGGGCAUCAACUGCCUUUGCCGGAUUGAUGGUCUGCUCCUUAUGUCUCUUGUUAGCCCGUCCUUUUACGAUGUAUGUCCAACUUAUGGCAAAUCUGUACAACUUGGACGCCAAAAUGCACUUGCUGGAGCCAGGCCCUGGGCGCGAUCUUCCAACGCUUCAUAUGUUGGAGUCUAUGUGCGUCAUGGACUUGCCAUUAUAUGUGGUCGGCCGUGCAAGCCCCUCAAUCGGGCUUUGGAAGCGCUUCAGAAAGACCCAAGACAGUUGGCCCGGGGGUAGGAUUGGCGGAGUCGAGGUUGGUAUAGGAAUGCCCCGAUCUCUUAUUGACGUACUGGCCGAUAUACCGGAUGGUCCUCAAGCAAGUGUCGAGUCCAGACUAUGGAUAUGGCCCGGUGAGAUCGGCGAAUUCAUACAGUGUCACUUAUGGGACUGUUGGCGGUUCGCAGGGAUUCUCGAAAUUCGCAGAAGAAAAAGGCUCCAAGACGGACAAGCUCAGCAGGAAACCCAGUUCGCGCCAAAUACAGGCGUGAUCAUGUGCCGGCUGAUCUCUGCGAUGGACGCUAUUCACAAGCAUAUCCGUUUUGACCUCGACCGCGAAAAGUACUCGCUGAUACAGAACGGGAUGGUGUUUCCUGUUACAGCAGCCAGCUUAGAGUUUCGCCAGCUGGGCGCCCAUCCUGAAUGGAAAACCACACUGGAGAGUUUUCGUGAACAUUUGUCCAAAAGAGACCCGUUCAACUUUCUGAAGAUCAUAUUUGAGCUGCUUGACGAGGCACAGGCUUCGGGGACAGAGGUCUUCGACAUAAAUGAAGCAGCACGCAGAAGAGGAGUUGAAGUUGUCUUGUUUUAG